This is a messenger RNA of Oncorhynchus tshawytscha (Chinook salmon), 2525 nucleotides long. RefSeq names its product inactive dipeptidyl peptidase 10-like. Gene Ontology annotation, biological process: proteolysis. Bases 1 to 2229 code for a protein of 742 amino acids. Gene Ontology annotation, molecular function: serine-type peptidase activity; dipeptidyl-peptidase activity. Lineage: Eukaryota; Metazoa; Chordata; Actinopteri; Salmoniformes; Salmonidae. The record is from RefSeq and is a predicted model, not a curated record. The transcript is spliced from 22 exons.
AUGAUCGCCAGCACUCAGCAAAACAUGCCCUCUGACAUGAAUGGUGUGGCUUACCAUGGUCCUCCACGUAACUGGAGAGGCAUUGGGAUAGCUUUGAUGGUGAUCCUGAUGAUCAUUUCACUGGUCAUCCUGUCUGUCAUCAUGCUCACUCCUGAUGAUUCUCUUCUUCUCCAGCGCUCCCGUCUUACUCUGGAGGACCUGGACAAAGACCAUUUCAAAGUUCAUGACGCCCAUGUGACCUGGCUCAACGAUGAUGAGGUGGCCUUUCGCACCAGGGAAGGGCACAUCCUGAAACACAGCCUGAGUGAGAACCUCACCAUCGCUCUGCUGGGUGGCAGCAUCCUAGUGUUCUCAAAAUCAUUUUCAGCUUCCUAUGUCAUUUACAGUGUGGGGACAGGGGAAUUUCUUGAGCUAAACCCACACAGAGUGGAGCCAUCUGCUCUUCAAUAUGCCGCAUGGGGUCCCCAUGGAAAUCAUUUGAUCUACAUCUUUCAGAAUAACCUCUACUACCAGCCCGGUGUGUACAGUGGUCCUGUGCGUCUCAGCACUACAGGCAGUGGGUCUGUUAUCAACGGGCUGUCAGACUGGACAUAUGAGGAAGAGAUCCUCCAGACGUACCCUGCCUACUGGUGGUCUGGAGACGGGGUACGGCUGGCGUACCUGUCCAUCAAUAACACACACACACCCUAUGUGGAGAUCCCUCGUUUUACUGGAGGGCCAUACCCCACAGGAGCCUACUAUCCAUACCCUAAGGCAGGAGAUAAUAUCCCUGCAGUUACUCUUUACGUGGUGAACGUCUUCAGCCCUGCUCACACUCUGAGGAUGACUGCUCCAGUCUCACUCAAAAACAGAGGUCAUUACAUCUCCAUGGUGAAAUGGACCAGUGGGACCAGGCUGGCUGUGCGUUGGUUGAACCGGGUCCAGAACCAGUCUGUUCUCUCUGUGUGCGAGGCCACCACUGGAGUCUGCUCACAGGAGGCGCCCCUCUUCUCUAGAGACGGCUCCAUGUUCUAUGUCACUCUGCCUGCGGCACAAGGGGGUCAUGGAGAGUAUCGACACAUAGCUGUCCUCCCUACUCAGCCUUUGACUACCCCAAUGUCUCCACGAUUCCUGACAUCAGGCCACUGGGAUGUGAUGUCACUCUGUGGCCUGGAUGAAGACGCAGAGAAAAUAUACUUCAUCAGCACAGAGGCAUCCAAACACAGCAGACAUCUUUACAGACACUGUCUUACCUGCACACUCUCAGAGACCUGCCGCUUCUACAAGCCACAGUUCAACCCCAGCCUCACUCGCGUUAUCCUCCACUGCUUGGGGUACAAGGUUCUGGAAGACAACAAGCCUCUGUCUGAGGCCCUGAAGGGCAAACGGCUCCCCAUCACACACUACAGCACCAUUACAGCUGACCACUAUGAUAUGCAUCUAAAGCUGGGUCUACCACAGGGGUAUGAAGAAGGCCUACAUCCUCUCCUCAUCAUCGUGGAUGGAGCCCCUGACACUCAGGCAGUCACAGACCGUUUCUCUCUGGGCUGGCCCCAGGUCCUCUCCAGUAUCCACAGUGUAGCUCUGGCCUGGGUGGACGGCAAAAGUGGGGCGGCACACGGCCUGAGGUCACCUAACCUUGACCCCAGGAAACUCAGCUACCAGAGAGUCAAAGACCUGCUGAGCAUUGUGGGUGUCGAAAUCCUCUUUCUUGUGCUUUUUGAGGUGGAAAGACCCCAAUGUAUUCUUUGCUACAGGUGGUUGUUGGAGUUGCCGUACAUUGAUAACAGAAGAAUUGCGCUGUAUGGAAAGGCAUUUGGUGGACUUCUGACACUGAAGAUGAUGGCAGCAGCCAACAUAUUUAAAUGUGCUGCAGUGAUGGCUCCAAUCACAGACUUCAAAAUCUACAAUGCUGCUUUCUCUGAGAGACACCUGGGUCUUCCAGCCACUCAGGAGAGCUUCUACAAGGAUGCCUCUUUGCUGGAUGAUGUGGUCAAUCUGAGGGACAAGAACUUCCUCCUUUUACAUGGAACCGCAGAUGCACAUGUCCACUUCCAGCACACUGCCGAGCUCAUAGACCGUCUGGUGUCAGCAAAGGCCAACUACUCUCUGCAGAUUUACCCUGACGAGGGCCACGUUUUGAGACGGAGCCACAGUGAUCAGCACUUCCGGCGCACCCUAACAAACUUUCUCCAGGACUGUCUGGCUCCUAUGCCCCCUCAAAAGUCUGAUGGACAGGAGGAUGACUGAGAGCUACCCUCCCAAACAUUUACAUCCAACAACAAAACACCAAAACACCAUACUUCCAUCCUUUUGACCUUGAGGAUUUUGCAUGAGGGAAAUGUGAAAAGGCAUGUAGUGUGAAGGGAAAGCAUGCUCUCAAAUGUCUCAUGUUGAGUAGAGUUUGCAUUUUUGUAUUUAAAUAGCUGACUAAACUCAACUCCAUGGUGAAGGAAAUUAAACUUCCUUGGAGUUUAGUCAUCUAGUAUUUAGCAUGACCCAUAUUGCAGAACCUGAUUAUUGCAAAAAUCCUUAAGAAUUUGUUC